Molecule: messenger RNA, 1164 nt
Organism: Apis cerana (Asiatic honeybee)
Lineage: Eukaryota; Metazoa; Arthropoda; Insecta; Hymenoptera; Apidae
Gene: Pvf1
Product: PDGF- and VEGF-related factor 1
Biological process (GO): positive regulation of protein autophosphorylation; positive regulation of cell population proliferation
Cellular component (GO): membrane
Molecular function (GO): growth factor activity; growth factor receptor binding
Source: RefSeq, a predicted model, not a curated record
AUGCCGUACUCGAUCUACAAACGAUCUAGAACGUUUCUCCGCUUCGCGAUUUGUUCGUUCUCGAUUUGUGGACUGGUGAUGGCUCAACUGGAUACCAGAUACUCCGACCAAAGGAUAGUGUUCCCCGAUCGGGGCGACCCGAGGGCGAAAGAAACGGCGAGUCCUGCGUCGGAGGGUGGGCCGAGUGCAGCAGGCGAAUCGUUGAAAUCGCUACAAUUAGCCAAGAAAAUCGAUUCCAUUAAUUCGAUCGACGAUUUUCUUAAAUUAGUCAAAGGUGUGCCGCAAGAUGUUGCUUUCUUCUCUUCGAGCAGUAGAAUGGGAGAAACUGAACGUUCGAAUGCCGAGCGACCAAAUCGAGCUUCGUGUAUGCCUGAAUUACAAACAGUUCCUCUAUUAGAAAAUGAGCCAUCUGUUAUUUAUUAUCCAACUUGCACACGGGUCAAAAGAUGCGGAGGCUGUUGUAGUCACUCGUUACUCUCUUGUCAACCAACGGCUACGGAAAUUCGAAAUUUCGAGAUUUUUGUGACAGUUCUUGAAUCCGGUGAUGGAUUAAAGUAUCAAGGCAAACGUAUUGUACCGAUAGAGGAGCACACGCAAUGCACGUGUGACUGCAAAAUAAAGGAGACGGACUGUAACAAGAAACAGUCUUAUAUACCGGAGGAAUGUACAUGUACGUGCAACAACGUCGAUGAACAGAAAAAGUGUAAUGAAAGCAAUAUGAAAAUGUGGCAUCCAGAUCUUUGUAGUUGUUUUUGCAGAGAAGUACAGGAGUGUUCAACUGGUUUUUAUUUCGACCAAAAUUCAUGCAGAUGCCUGCAAGUAUCACUAUCUAGAACAUGGUUUACAUCCACAAAAGGUUCUGAUUAUAGAUUCGGACAAACACAAAGACCGGAUAAUGUACCACCGGUAAUAAUUGCCCUAGAUUCAGAUGAUCCUAGAAGAAAACCUAAACCAGAUCCAGAAUAAGAAUCAGAUUGGUGAUUUAUAGGUUAAAUUUUAAAACAAUUUACUUUUUUAUCUUUGUGCCAUUUUGUUAUAUAUAAAAGUAUUGAUAUUAUUUAUGUAUUAAUAUUAAUAUUAAUAUUAGUUACUGCAAAAUAAGUGAUGUAUUUUUAUAUAUCAAAAAAUAUUGUAAUAUAAGGAAAUACAAUUAUUUAAUAUAAA